AUGGCCUCUCUGCGCCGCUCCACGACGGCCGCCUCCCCGUCCGCCGACAGCCAGCUCACCCAGCGACGAUGGGUGACGCCCGCACCGAAACCCGGCGACGGGCCUCUCAUGUCCCGCCGGGCAGACCGCGAGCUCCCUGCAAUCAGCCAGGUCCGCUUCCGCUGGGGCCGCACGCUGCCCGUCUUCCUCGCCGUCGUGGCCGCCUGCUCCGUCUCCAUCUUCAACUACCAAAGGACGUCGUCGCCCAUCGUGUCGUCGACGCUGUACGCCCUGCGCACCAACGCCCGCGCGCGCGCCAUCCUCGGCGACGACAUCUACUUCAGGCACCAGAUCCCCUGGGUCGGCGGCCGGAUGAACCAGAUGCAGGGCCGCAUCGACAUCCGCUUCGCCGUCAAGGGGACCCGGGGCUGGGCCACGAUGCGCUUCUCCAGCAACCGCCCGUCGUCGAGGUCGCUGUUUGAAACGACCGAGUGGAGCCUGACCACGCCCGACGGGCAGUGGGUUGACUUGCUGGACGGGGGGGAUCCGUUCCGAGCUCUGCUGGGGGGUGGCGGGCUUGCUGCCGCCGCCGAGGAAGCCGGAGACGGAGACGGAGACGACUUGCACGUCACGAGGGGAUUCCGACAGCAGGGGGCAUCCAACAAGUGA
Messenger RNA from Metarhizium album ARSEF 1941, 648 nucleotides. Its product is annotated as cytochrome oxidase complex assembly protein. Gene Ontology annotation, cellular component: mitochondrial inner membrane. The record is from RefSeq and is a predicted model, not a curated record. The transcript has 2 exons. Bases 1 to 648 code for a protein of 215 amino acids. Gene Ontology annotation, biological process: mitochondrial respiratory chain complex IV assembly. NCBI's taxonomy places the organism in Eukaryota, Fungi, Ascomycota, Sordariomycetes, Hypocreales, Clavicipitaceae.